AUGGCUUCGACUCACGGGGAUCCUCGAAUAUUGUACAGCAUUAACAACAUUCGCGCCUACCACAUCCAAGAUGGAGAAGAGACCGAUCUUACUCCAUCGGGCCCGCAAACCCUCUCCCUGCUGAUGGUGCCUACCAUGUCACCAGAACAGCAGCAAGAGACCGGGAGCGCGCCAGAGGAAGACUUCUAUCUACAUUUGCAUCUUCCUCCCGAACUCGAUAUGGCGUUACCAGCAACGACCCAGAUAUACCAUCAGCCCCCUAACAGUUAUCUCAUUCCGCGCUGGGAUCUUGGUCCUGAUGCUGGCGCUUUCAUUCGCUUGCAGUUUCCAGGCAUUGGAUCUAGCUCAAACAAGGUCUCACAGGAAGAUGUGGACACAUUCGAGACUAUUCUAGCGCAAUGUACUGCGUUUCUGGAGCGGGCUGCUCCUCCAUCGAGUCAUGCUCCAUACAAUCCUGCUGAUUAUGCACCCGGCGAAGGGUACAUUUCAUCACCGAACGAGAAAGAUCCUGAUAGCAAGAGAUUUGGUCAAAUUGUGUUGGUAGAUGAGGAGGACGGCAGCGUUGUCGGCGAACUCUCAGAGGGCUACAAGGUCGUCGAGAAACCGGAUGUGAAGCCAGGUUCGAAGAAUCCCGUCGAAAUCCAACUCCCGUCGCCAGGCGAAGAACACCAAAUCAGCGUCAGCAACGUCUCCGAGGAAUAUCUCCGCAUGGCCCGCCACCCCGCCUACAAAGAUUCAACCAUCGUACAAACCUCCGCGCGCGCAUCCCGUCUCAUCGUAACCGGAUCCGCAUUUUUAGCCAACAAACUCACCUCCAGCGCCGACAGCUUUGCGCAACGCACAAAACCGAAUCCAGAACCACUCAAUUUCUCGCCAGCAACUCAAGAACGAAUCCGUAAAGUGCACAGCUUAUCUCAAUCUGCCGUCGGCCUCUCUGCGCGCACAGUCGGUGGUAUUGGCCGCGUCGCGCAGAACCUCGGCGCCACUCUGGCGCGACGCAAGGAUACGCCCAAGGGCUCUUCGCGCCAGGGAUAUGACAGUAACGGCAAUCCCGUCGAAGUCAAGACGGGCGUUCUGAAUAAGUCGUUGAUAGCGUUCACCACUUUGAUGGAUGGUAUCGAAGAAGGUGCGCGCACAGUACUGAACUCCAGUUCUACCGCCGCUACUUCAAUGAUACACCACCGCUACGGUCCCGAAGCCGGCAACGUCGCAUCCGAUCUCACCCGCGGAUUCCGGAAUGUCGGAUUAGUCUACAUCGACGUUGCAGGCGUGAGCCGUCGCGCGGUUCUGAAAUCAGUGGCUAGAGGCAUGAUAGUCGGACGCAUGCAUAACGGUCAACAGGUCGUUGUGGGGGGUGGUGAUGGAGGACAAGUGCCGCCCGAUGGUAAGGCGGAGUAUACGUACUACGGCGGCAGUAGCAAUGGUCUCGGGAGCAGCGGUAGCCAGCGCAGCAGUAGUAGAGGUCGUCUUCCGGCGCCUCCUAGGCGACAUACUCGCACUCCCUCGCCGCCGCCGGCGUAUGGUGCUGCUGGAACAUACCCGUUGGGUGGUAGCACUACUUCUGCAUCUGGGAAGCAUUAG
This is a messenger RNA of Talaromyces amestolkiae, 1581 nucleotides long. RefSeq lists its product as uncharacterized. Bases 1 to 1581 code for a protein of 526 amino acids. NCBI's taxonomy places the organism in Eukaryota, Fungi, Ascomycota, Eurotiomycetes, Eurotiales, Trichocomaceae. Gene Ontology annotation, cellular component: plasma membrane. The transcript is spliced from 2 exons. The record is from RefSeq and is a predicted model, not a curated record. Gene Ontology annotation, biological process: cell division.